AGUCGAUCUCUUACAGUCUUGAUACUUAAUUAGGUACUACUUAUUCUCUGCUGUUUUCUCUUAAUAUCAUUUCUUAACACUCCCCUUGAUUUGAGAGAGACAGGCAGAGAGAGAGAGAGAGAGAGUGGAGAUAGAGAGAGAGAGAGAGAGAGAGAGAGAGAGUUCUUGAGGUAUCAGCUUCUGAAGCUAGCUAGGGUUGACAGAAUAACAAAAGAAGAAAACAAGCUGAAGAUGUUAGAACAAAUGGCAGAUGAAGCGAUCUCCAGUAGUUUCAUCCAAAACCAAAUUGAUGAAAGCAAUCCUCCUCCUGCUAAGAAGAAAAGAAAUCUCCCAGGCACCCCGGAUCCGGAAGCCGAAGUCAUCGCCUUGUCACCGAAGACUCUCAUGGCAACCAACAGAUUCUUAUGUGAGAUAUGUGGGAAGGGGUUUCAAAGAGAUCAAAAUUUGCAGCUCCACAGGCGAGGCCACAAUUUACCAUGGAAGCUGAAGCAAAGGACUAGCAAGGAAGUGCGUAAGCGCGUUUACGUGUGCCCUGAGAAGAGCUGUGUCCACAACCAUCCUUCAAGGGCUCUCGGAGACCUCACUGGGAUCAAGAAACACUAUUGCCGAAAGCAUGGGGAGAAGAAGUGGAAGUGUGAGAAGUGCGCCAAGCGAUACGCUGUGCAGUCAGAUUGGAAAGCACACUCGAAAACCUGCGGCACUAGGGAAUACAAAUGUGAUUGUGGCACUAUAUUCUCCAGGCGUGAUAGCUUCAUCACCCACAGAGCAUUUUGUGAAGCUCUAGCCGAAGAAACGGCCAGAGUCACAGCUGCAACAUCCAGCAUCAACAAUUCAACGUUGCCGAAUAUGAAUUAUCAUUUCAUGGGAUCCGCUUCGCUAGGCCAAAACACAGCACAGCAUUUCAGUUCUAUAUUUGAGCCAGUUAUCUCAAACAACCAUGAGAUAUUCACUGAUCCAAUCCGACAAGCUGGACUUUCGUUGUGGAUGGGCCACGACAGCACACAAAGUAGUCACACCGCGCCCAUGAACAAUAAUCUCCAGCCAUUGUUCAGUGAUCCGAAAUCAAAUUAUCAGUUCAAUUGGGCUAGUACUGGAAACAAUAGGAUCAGUAUCCCUAGUCCUUUUGACGAACAUCAAACGACUAGUAUUGCAAGCAGUACAAAUGCACUUCCAGUAGUGAAUAAGGAUGUUGGAAAUCAACUAGUGAGCAUUCCUUCCUUGUACAGCAGCCAGAACAUGACGGACCAAUGCACACACUCUGCAACUAUGUCUGCGACAGCAUUACUUCAGAAAGCUGCACAGAUUGGUGCAACUUCCACGGAUCCAUCGUUCUUGGAAAGCAUUGGAUUAAAGCGUAGUAACAUGAAUCAUGUCCAAGAUGGGAGCAAGUUCUUUGGAUUAUUUGGCACAAAUUUAAUGACAACAACCAAUCUUGGAAUUAGUACCACUGCUGAUCAGGUUAAUGAACAUCUCUCAAAUCUGAAUCAUCAUCUGUAUCCCUCAAAGCGGCGACACAUACAACAGGAUCAAGACAGUUCUGGAUCAGGCGAGACAAGAGAUUUUCUAGGUGUGGGUGCACGAUCAAUCUGCCAUACACCUUCAAUUAACGGAUGGAUUUGAUCUUAUCCGGUACUUCUUGCUGAAGUCAAUAAAGUCUUGACUGAAAACAACUAGUUGAAGUCAGAUAUCAGCUAGUUGUGACAUGGAAAGCAAAAUUUACAAGGUUUGCAUAGAAGAAAAAGGGUAAUGAUCUUAAGUUGAGUGCAUGGUGGUUCGAUCAUGGGACCUAAAAGUUGUGCUUUAAGAAAACCUAUCUUGGAGGUAAAGAAUAUUAGAGAUCCAUGCAUAUUCUCCUAAACCCUAAAUCAUGAAGCUGUUACAUUUACUUUAAGGGGUGGUGGAUAGCUUUUUGUUUUUUCAUUAAAGAAAGUGAGUAGUGGGACUGGGGGCAAAGCAAGAGAAGUCCUUUUGAACUCAAUUAUUGCUUUUUUAUAUCUUUCAAUCUGCUUUUCAAUUGUUUUCUUUUCAGCUCCUUGGAAUAUAAAAUAAAUUUCAGUGGCAAAUUAUAAAGGCUGGAUUCUUCUUUGAUCAAUAGCCUUAGCCCUAACUGAUCACCUACUUUUAGUUCUUAUAUAUAGCUUUAGUUCUUUUCUUCGCC
This is a messenger RNA of Daucus carota subsp. sativus, 2158 nucleotides long. Its product is annotated as zinc finger protein MAGPIE. The transcript is spliced from 4 exons. Gene Ontology annotation, molecular function: DNA-binding transcription factor activity. The record is from RefSeq and is a predicted model, not a curated record. Gene Ontology annotation, cellular component: nucleus. Bases 232 to 1620 code for a protein of 462 amino acids. NCBI's taxonomy places the organism in Eukaryota, Viridiplantae, Streptophyta, Magnoliopsida, Apiales, Apiaceae.